Closterium sp. NIES-67 is the source of this 2778-nucleotide messenger RNA. The record is from the annotation of a GenBank genome assembly. Lineage: Eukaryota; Viridiplantae; Streptophyta; Zygnematophyceae; Desmidiales; Closteriaceae.
UUUAUCAAUCUUUAUUCUUUCCAGGGCCACCGCUGAUCCCUCAGUCGAAGUUUCCGAAGCUACUACUGUAGUGACCCAGCGGCAUGGCUCCUCAUGGUGAUGACUCGCACCGUUCUUGCGGGAUUCCCGCUGUCGAAGGCGCUCCCAGUUCCGCGUAUCCGAUGGUGUCAGUUGACGAGGCUCAGAAGCUCGUUCUCGAACUCGCGAAACCUCUUCCAGCGGUUACCGUUUCGCUGAACGACGCAUUAGGAUGUGUGCUCGCGAAAGAUGUCAUUGCGCCCGAGCCGAUGCCGCCGUUUCCCGCUUCAAUCAAGGAUGGCUACGCUGUGGUGGCAUCGGACGGGCCAGGCGAGUACCCCAUCAUUGCCGAGGCGCGUGCUGGGGAUGAUGCAGCCAAUGUGGUGGUGACACCUGGCACCGUCGCUUACAUCACCACAGGAGGGCCUGUCCCCCAGGGAGCAGACGCCGUGAUUCAAGUGGAGGACACCCUGCCGGUUGACUCCUCCAGCGGCCAGAGGCGUGUGACUAUAGUGAAGGGCGCCACAGCGGGCCAAGACAUCCGCCCUGUGGGCUCGGAUCUGGCAGCAGGCACAGUGGUGCUGCCGGGUGGAGAUCGAAUCGGCCCAUCGGAAGUGGGGCUGCUGGCAACAGUGGGGGCUGCGCAGGUGCAGGUGCAUCGCCAGCCUCUGGUGGCAGUGCUGUCCACAGGCGAUGAGCUCGUAGACCCCACGCUGCAGACAAGCCCUACUCUCCCUCGAGGCAUGAUCCGGGAUGCCAAUCGCCACAUGCUCUUGGCUGCUGUGCGGCAACACCUGGGGGGGUCAACAGCUGCAGCUGUAGGAGCAGCAGGAGCAUCAGCAUCAGCAUCUGCAGCAACAGCAGCCUGCCCAUCCCCCCUGGAUCUGGGCAUAGCAGCGGACACGGAGGAGGCCGUAGCAGCAGCCUUUCAGCGGGCGCUAGCAGCGAGGGCGGAUGUGGUGGUGGCGUCUGGAGGGGUGUCCAUGGGCGAUAAGGACUUUGUGAAACCCUUGCUUGAGAGGCUUGGUACUGUGCACUUUGGGCGGGUCCAUAUGAAGCCAGGCAAACCUCUCACGUUUGCAACCAUCGAAACCCCUUCAGACAAGACAGAUGGCGCUGCCCCGCCGCACCGAACGAUUGUUUUCGGGCUGCCCGGGAAUCCGGUCAGCUGCAUGGUGUGCUUCAGCCUGUUUGUGCUGCCCGCCAUUCGGCAGAUGGGGGGGUGGCGCGAGCCCCUGCUGCAUAGGGUGCAGGCCUACCUCUCCUCUCCCCUGCGUUUGGACCCCGAGCGCCCCGAGUACCACCGGGCGUCCCUCCACUGGGAGUCCAACAUGGCUGCAGCUGUCGCCUCCGCCCCAGCCACGCCUGGCUUCGUGGCGGACAGCACGGGGCGGCAGAUCAGCAGCCGCCUGCUCUCCAUGCGCUCGGCGCACUGCCUGCUCGAGCUGCCCCAGGCGCAGGGGUCCCUCCCUGCCGGCUCCCUUGUCUCCGCACUCCUGCUGCCGGAUGCUGCUGCCUCGCUGGCGCAAUCCCAUUGGCCGGUGGUGAAGAGUGACGGGGCGGGGGCUGUGAGAGGGGAGGGAGGGACGGGAGGCGGGGAGGGGGAGAAGCAUGGGUGUGGGUGCAGCCAUGGGGGUGGAAAAGGGCAUGGCCAUGGGCAUGCGCAUGGGCAUGGGGCUGGUAAUGCUUCCGCUCCUGCAGCUGGUCCUGCGUCGGCUGCUGCUGCCUCUCCUCCGGUUGCUACGGCUGCUUCUUCUUCUCCUGCUGCUGCGUCUACUGUGGGUGCGGGUGUGCGUGUGGCGAUUCUGACUGUCAGUGACACAGUGGCACAAGGAUUGGCAGCAGACGCGAGUGGCCCCAGGGCGAUACAGGCAGUGCAGUCGCUGCUCCCAGCAGCAGCAGUGGUGGCGACGGCAGUGGUGCCUGAUGAUCCAGCCAAGAUAGCAGCGCAAGUCAAGCUGUGGGCGGAUGGGGAGGAGACUCUCGAGUCAUCUGAUGGGAGCACUGCUGCUGCUGGCGCUGCUGCAGGGGGCAGCCACGCUGCGGGUGUGGGGGCGGUGGAUGUGAUUAUAACGACAGGGGGCACGGGGUUCUCUCCCCGGGAUGUCACUCCUGAGGCCUGUGCGCCACUCUUUCACCGCUCUGCACCGGGCCUCACCCAUGCCAUGCUGCAGGAGAGCCUCAAGAUCACGCCCUUCGCAAUGCUCUCCCGCAUGGCCGCAGGCAUCCGGGGCUCCACUCUGAUUCUGAACCUUCCAGGCAACCCCAACGCGGUUUCAGAGUGCCUCGCCGCUUUGAUGCCGGCUCUACCGCAUGGCUUGCGGCAACUGAAAGGGGACAAGCGGGAGAAGCACCCCCGCCACACGCCUCAUCCUGGCAUAGCUAAAUGAAGAAGGAUGGCAAGGAAAGCAAAUUCGAGGCUUGUUUCUGAGAACUAGACGUUUCUUUUCUCUAGUUACUGUGUUUAGUAAAUCACACCCCACGCCCGUUAAACAUAUUGAGAAUCUCUGGUGCUUGUCGCUGCACAGUAAAGCCUGGCGGGGCAGCCAAUGUCGAAGCAUUGGUUCCACGCUGCGAAAUGCGUCAUGCAGUAUCAACCACUCUCGCAUGCACCAGGUCAGACUCACCUGGUCAUAGCAAAUUCCGCGAAUUCUGCACUAGCGUCGAUCGAGUUUAGGCUGUCGAGGAUAGGUGCAGGGCUGACGUUUCAAAAAAAAGCACCCUGAGCUGUCGAAUGUGGAAAAAAAAUUACCCUGAGGG